Molecule: messenger RNA, 3601 nt
Organism: Copidosoma floridanum
Lineage: Eukaryota; Metazoa; Arthropoda; Insecta; Hymenoptera; Encyrtidae
Gene: haf
Product: leucine-rich repeat and fibronectin type-III domain-containing protein hattifattener
Molecular function (GO): protein binding
Source: RefSeq, a predicted model, not a curated record
CCGAUCGUCGGACUCGCCUCCGUUAGCUUUAACGAUCUCGCGGUCUCUCCCUUGCCGAUUUCUGGGAAAAUCGCCCUGAGAGAGAGAGAAAGAGUUUUCGCGUACUCGGUUGCUGCGAUAACGAUUUGAAAAACAAAAAACAAAAAAAAAACCAUGGACUAGCGCGAUUACAGUGCCGAUUUUUCCACCUACCGCGGUCGGAUCGGUCGCAGAGUAUACCGUACAAUACGUACAUUAUAUUUGUAUAGUGGUGAAACCGAGAGUAUUACCUGGCGCAAGAUGCUGCUGGUGCUACCGUUGUGCUCGGCCAACAGGGACGGCUAGUCCUCGAGUACAAAGAGCACCGGCUAGUGUCGUACUACGGACACAAAGUGUCAUCGGAGGAACGAAAGCACAAAAAAAUCGGAUCACCAUGAGGACGAUCGUUAAACGGGAGCAGCAACUACAGCCGCACUGCAGCGGGAUGAGAUCUUUGGCGCUGCUGUUGGCCGUACUGUUAGCAGUGCUCGGAGGUGCUCCUGCAACCGAGGCGAGCUCACCCUGCCCGUGGUCGUCGUCCACGUCAACGUCAACCUUGUCGCAGCAGCAGCAGGCACUGGACGACCUGGAGAGCAGCUGCACCUGCGACUACAACCUCGCCCGCGAGCUCUCCGUCCAGUGCGACGCGCUUGGGGACGCGUGGACAAAGAGCCCCGGCUUCUCCGGGUCCUCGAGGGCCAGCGUCGACUUUGACCAGCUGCUGUCCGGCCUGAGGCGGUUCGCCUCGAACGGCUCCCAGGGCGGCCGGAUCGACCUGCUCUACGUGAACAACAGCACGAUCGGGCAGCUGCGCAACGGGUCCUUCACCGGGUUGCGCAUAGCCAACCUCCAGCUAAGCGGCUGCCGGCUCAGGGCCCUAGAACCCGAAGCCCUGGCCGGGCAGGAGCCGAGCCUCCGGAGCCUCAACCUCCGCGACAACGAGCUCCAAACCGUGCCCCGCGAAGCCCUGGCUGGGCUCAAGAACCUCACCGUCCUCGACCUCUCGCGCAACAAGCUCGGCCGACUGGGCGAGGCGGCCUUCUCCGGCCACAAGCUCGUCACCCUCAAGCUCGCGGGCAACACCGAGCUCGGCCUCGAGCCCGCCACCUUCCGAGGCCUCGAGGCCAGCCUCAAGAACCUCAACCUCAUGGGCACGCGCCAGAGGAGGCUGCCCGAGGCUUUGCGUGGUUUGAGGGCCCUGGCCUUCCUCGACCUCUCGCAGAACAGCAUCCGCGAGCUCGGGGGUCCCGAUGGCUUUCAGGGCCUCACCGCGCUCACGGGGCUCAACCUCGAGCGCAACCUCAUACAGGCCAUCGGGCCCGACGCCUUUGCCGGGGUCAGCACGACCCUCAGCUCGCUCAGUCUGCUCAACAACCUCAUACCCGAGUUCCCCAGCAGCGCCGUCGCCAGUCUCAGGGAGCUCAAGGUGCUGGACAUCGGUUUCAACCUGAUGACCGAAUUGCCGGUGCGGGCGUUCGAGAACAACCCGUCGAUAACUCUGCUGGCGAUAGACGGUAAUCCGAUGUCGACGGUGCCCGAGGAGGCCUUCGCGGGACUUAACGGCACAUUGCGGGGCCUCAGUCUCGGGGGCCGGUUUCUCGUGUGCGACUGCAAGCUCAGGUGGAUCAUCGAGUGGAUACGCAGCAGGGACCUACAGGUCACGAGCCGCGAGAGCAAACCCCAGUUUUGCGGCAGCCCGCAGAGGCUCCAGGACAGGAGUUUCUACACCAUCAAACCCGAAGAGAUGGAUUGCGACCGUCAAACGGAGAUCGUGGGCAUCGGGACGGUGGAGCCCGUGGAGCCGACCGGGGCACUGCUGGACGCCAUAGAGAACGGCCAGCAGCCGCCCGCGAUAGCCCCGAGCCCCGGACCCAUCAGCAGCAGCACCUACAGGCCCAGCUCGACCUAUGAGACCAGCACGGCCGCGAGUAGCAACGGCGUGGCGACCCACACGCCGACGACCCUGAUGGCCCAGCCGAGCAGCACCAAGCGCCCGAGCAACAACGUCUUCGUCACGAGGACGAGCAUAGCCCCGAGGCCGCCCCUGGUCCAGGGCUCCCACGCGUACAGGAGCAAGGCCCACGGCAACAUUGCCAUCAAGGACGUCCUCAGGCACGACAACUCCCUCAUCAUACGCUGGGACACCGAGGCGCCCGCCCUCGGCUUCCGCGUCGUCUACAGGGCGUUUGGCGACAUGGCCUUCCAGUCCGGGGCGCCCCUUGGCAACAACGAGCGCGAGUUCAAGAUCAAGAACGUCCCUGCACCGGAGUGCCUGAUCGUGUGCGUGCUCGGGGCGGAGGAGGUGGGCUCGAUAACCCCGGCCAACGUGCCGUACAGCCAGUGCAAGGAGGUGCGGAUCGAGGCGCCCCCGGCCUCCUCGAACCUAGACCGGCUGGCCAUAGCGGGCUGCGCCAUCAUCCUCCUGACCAUCGUCCUCGUGGCGGUGGUCUUUUUGUGCGCCAAUCGCUUCAGACGGCGGGCGAGCUCCCGCAAGUUGCACACGCUCCACGAGCCGGGUGGCAAGUUACCGAUCGCCGGACUGCCGGUCAACUGUUGCUCGAGCCUCGUUGGUGGUCCAACGCCCAGUCCCGGUGGUCCCUUGCCGGGCACCCAGGCCUCCCUCAGCGCCUACAGCGUCCAAAAGGAGUGGGACCAGCUGUCGGCCUACAGCACGCGCAGCAUACCCCGGCCCCGGAUCUUUCCCGUCGAGAGACAGGCCUCGGUCACCAGGGCCUCGUGCCUCGAGGAGCCCCCCUCGCUCAAUGGCACCACCGGCCACCACCACCAUCCCAGGCCGGCACCCCACUACUUCCCCUCCGCCACCAUAGGCUCGAGCUUCGUUGGCCUUGGGACCGCCCGAGCAGAGCUCCGGCACUCGAGGCAGUCCCUGGCCGCGGCCUCGGAGCGGAUGGCUCGGGGCCCAUAUGGCUCCUCGGUCCAGUUGGCGCCCCACCACCAGAGUAGCGCCCGGAGGCAACGGCCACGCUCGCGGACCCGCGCCGGCAUGGAGCCCGGCAUGCCCCGGCCGGGUAGUCGCUACAGCCUGGCCGAGUCCACGCACACGCUCAACAACUACGACGAGGGCAACUGGACGGACCACGACAUGGACAUCUACAUGGCCCGGCCGACCCAACGCGGCGGCCUAGUGCCCAUUUGAGACUACGUUGUCGCGCGUCGAUCUCUUUUUCGGCAACGCGUCCUUGACGUUGUUGUUUUUGUUGGUGCACGAGAUUCAUGAACAAUUUCUUUUUUUUUUUUCUGUUUGUUAUCCACACUACUGCGGUACUGUUAUCCACACUUUUUUUUGUAUUUUUAUGUCAUUUUUUUUUUUUUUUCUUUUCUAAGAAUGUUCGUCUUUGCGAGUGUUUCUCGUUUGAAAUACCUAUACAUAGAAUAUUGUUAUGUAAGAUAAACCAGUUUAAAGUGCAAUAACACAACUCAUUGAGUCAGAGGCGAUCGGUUUUAUCUAUCUCUAUAGGUAUGAUGCUCCUUGAAUGUGUGAGCAAAACGGCACCGACUGAUUUAUAUUUUACGUAGGACCCCGAGCGCUUACGAAAAAAAAAAAAAAAAAAAAAAAAAAAAA